AUGGCUCCUACCUCGUUCAAGCUCAACACAGGCGCAGAGAUCCCCGCCGUCGGUUUCGGUAUGCUGCCCCGCACUCCCACCAUCGUGACUUUCACCCCACCUUGCACCUGGCAGGCACCUCCCGGACAGGUCGCCAAGGCAGUUGAGAUCGCUCUCAAGUCCGGAUACAAGCUUAUCGACGCGGCGUACUGCUAUGCGAACGAAGACGAAGUCGGCCAGGGUUUGAAGGCGGCCUUCGAUUCGGGCAUCAAGCGAGAAGACAUUUUCGUUGUCACCAAGCUCUGGAACACAUACUCGACCCGAGCCGAGGUUGGCCUUAGCAAGUCAUUGAAGUCCCUCGGUCUUGACUAUGUCGACCUCUUCCUAGUCCACUGGGCCGUUGGAAUGAACCCCAACGGUACAAGACCCGACGGUGGCGAUGCGGACCGGUUCCCCCUCCUUUCCAACGGCGAGCGUGAUAUCCUCUGGGACCACGACCACGUACAGACGUGGAAGGAUAUGGAGGCUUUGGUGAAGACCGGAAAGACAAAGGCAAUUGGUGUAUGCAACUACAGCAAGGUCUACAUCGAGAACCUGCUGAAGCACGCCUCCAUCGUGCCCGCAGUGAACCAGAUUGAGAACUCGCCAGCGCUCCCCCAGCAGGAGGUCGUCGAUGUCUGCAAGGCAAACGAUAUUCACAUCAUGGCCUACAGCCCGCUGGGCAGCACAGGCGGCCCCUUGAUGAAGAGUAAGCCGGUCAUUGAGCUGGCCGAGAAGAAGGGCGUUAGCGCUGGAACCAUCCUUCUGAGCUAUCACGUCGCAAGAGGCAGCACAGUGCUGGCUAAGUCGGUUACCGAGUCGCGCAUUAAGGAGAACUUGAAGAUUGUCGACCUGACUGCCGAUGACCUGAAGGUAUUGAGCACAGUCCCCGAGGUACUUACCAAGGAGGGUGCACCAUUGAGAUACGUCUACCCGCCAUUCGGUAUCAAUUUCGGAUUCCCAGACAAGCAGGAGGGAAAGACGCUGAAGAACGGUGCUUGA
Molecule: messenger RNA, 1020 nt
Organism: Neoarthrinium moseri
Lineage: Eukaryota; Fungi; Ascomycota; Sordariomycetes; Amphisphaeriales; Apiosporaceae
Exons: 3
Coding region: 1-1020 (339 amino acids)
Cellular component (GO): cytosol
Molecular function (GO): aldose reductase (NADPH) activity
Source: RefSeq, a predicted model, not a curated record